Messenger RNA from Paracoccidioides brasiliensis Pb18, 1668 nucleotides. Its product is annotated as rRNA (cytosine-C5-)-methyltransferase RCM1. The coding region runs from base 1 to 1668 and encodes 555 amino acids. The record is from RefSeq and is a predicted model, not a curated record. The transcript has 2 exons. Gene Ontology annotation, cellular component: nucleolus. Gene Ontology annotation, biological process: rRNA base methylation. Gene Ontology annotation, molecular function: methyltransferase activity.
AUGUCAUUGUACGUAGCUGCGGCAUCCAUCCUCGAUGGCACAUCGGGCGAGGGUGGCUCCUUUAAAUCUCGUGUCUACAAUUCCAAACUGAAACCCCCACCUGCUCAGGUGUACGCUUUGAUAACUGAGGCAUCGAAGUGGGAUAUUCUAUUGAAAGAAGUCGUUGAGAAUGCCGGUUUCUUGCCUCUCGAACCAAAGCUCACACCCAUUGUUUCUAUCCUCCUUGUCCAUGAUUUGCUUCUAGCGAGGAGGGGCAUUGUUGCACCCUCGAACCAUCACUUACGCCUAGCAAUUGAGAGACACAAAUCCCGGAUAAAAGCCGAAUUUGUCAAGUCCCGCGUUCGCCGACGAUGUGGCUCAGUCGAGGAACUCAAGGCUCUGAUUGCAAAAGAAAAACGACAGUACGGGGCGGAAAAGGAGCCACUCGUAUCUCCCAGAUGGGUUAGGAUAAAUAAAGUUCUUACCACCCUAGAUAAGGAAUUGAAUACCACUUUUGCUUCCUAUAAGUCUGCUGCUUCGCUUCUGGAGCUGUCGCCAUCAGCGCCUCAAACAUACUAUCGAGACUCCAAUGUUCCCGACCUUUUAGCUGUUCCACAGGGGGUAGAACUGACAUCGUCAACGGCAUAUAAAAGAGGUAGGAUUAUUCUACAAGAUAAAGCGUCAUGCUUUCCAGCAUAUUUGCUCCUUGGGGAUAAUCCAGAGCAAUGGAAAGGAGAUUUAAUAGAUAGUUGCGCAGCACCUGGCAACAAGACAACUCACUUGGCUUCAUUAAUGUGUUCGGAUACGGAAUUCCGUGGUGGCGGUUUAGUUCAGAAGAAGCCAAUUAUAUUCUCAUGCGACGCCUCACAAAGCCGGUCAAAUAUCCUGCAACGGAUGGUAAGUGUUGCCGGUGUUGAUAAGCUAGUGUCUGUCUUGCCUGGUCAAGAUUUCCUAGCUCUGAACCCUUGUGAUAAGCGUUUCCAAAACGUCACGGGCCUGUUACUUGAUCCCAGUUGUUCGGGAAGCGGGAUAGUUGGAAGGGUUGAUGUUCCGCGACUAGCUUUACCAACAAUGUCAGGCCCCAGAUACUGGAGCAAAAAAAGAAAGCGUACCGUCCGCGCACAGACGGAUGGAGACUGUUUUGCGCCUGGAGAUUCCGAAGAUCAAAGUCCAACUAAUGUCGAUUACGACCGACUCUUCAAACUGUCUAACCUCCAAAAGCGGAUCAUUGAGCACGCCUUCAACUUCCCAGCAGCUACCCGAGUUACGUACAGUACCUGCUCAAUACAUGCGCAGGAAAACGAAGUGGUUGUUUCUCGCGUGCUGAAGUCACCAGUAGCAAGGCGACGAGGAUGGAGGAUACUUUCAAGAAGUGAGCAAGUUCAAGGACUUCGAAAUUGGAAACAUCGGGGUAUACAUCCUGACGGAUCGGGCGAUGGAGAACAGGGAAGCUGGCACUUGACUGAGGCGGAAAGGGAUGCAUGCUUGCGGUGUUGGCCAAAUGACGAGCAGGGUACUGGCGGAUUCUUUGUUGCUGGCUUCAUUCGGGAUAAUAGCUCUGAAGGGAAUGAUGGUUCCGCUGUUAAUAUCCCAGUACCCGUAAACUCCAGAGGAAGUAUUGGGGAACAUAGUGAUGAUGCUUCUGGGUCGAAUUCGGAGUCCGAAUGGGAGGGAUUUAGCUCGGAUUAA